Dipodomys spectabilis (banner-tailed kangaroo rat) is the source of this 4283-nucleotide messenger RNA. RefSeq names its product zinc finger protein 395 (gene Znf395). Gene Ontology annotation, molecular function: DNA-binding transcription factor activity; RNA polymerase II cis-regulatory region sequence-specific DNA binding. The transcript has 11 exons. The record is from RefSeq and is a predicted model, not a curated record. Gene Ontology annotation, biological process: regulation of transcription by RNA polymerase II. Gene Ontology annotation, cellular component: nucleus. Bases 134 to 1681 code for a protein of 515 amino acids. Lineage: Eukaryota; Metazoa; Chordata; Mammalia; Rodentia; Heteromyidae.
GGGCGGGCGGGCGAGCGGCCGAGCCCUUUCCGGAAGGGUGUCACCGGGGCAGUCUGCUCCAGAGUGACGAGCAACAGACACCUGUGGGCCGUGACUCACUGUGGCCUUUGCUUCCCCCGAAGAAGGCAGCAGCAUGGCCAGCGUGCUGUCUCGCCGGCUGGGUAAGCGCUCCCUCCUGGGGGCCCGGGUGCUGGGACCCGGUGCUUCGGACGGGCCAGUGGGGACUGGAGCACCCUUGGAGCCGCCGUUGGAGCUGCCAGAGGGGGCCACUCCACGGCCCACCCUCGCCCCUAAGGACCCUGCAUGCCAAGAACAGCCCAAGGAGGCCCGCAAGGCUCUGGGCACCCCGGGCCUCCAGCAGGUGGCCUUUCAGCCUGGACAGAAGGUGUGUGUGUGGCAUGGCGGCCAGGAGCGCUUGGGGCUGGUGGAGCGGCACCGCUGGGCGGAGGACGAGGUGACGGUCUGGCUGCUGGACCAGAAGCUGCAGGUGUGCUGCAAGGCAGAGGAAGUGUGGCUGGCGGAGCGGCAGGGCGCCCCUGCGCCUCAGGGGCCUCCCCAGGAGCAUGGGGCCCGGGGCCCGGCCUACAGACCCGUCUCUAGGAACAUUGACGUCCCCAAGAGGAAGUCAGAUGCAGUAGAGAUGGACGAGAUGAUGGCGGCCAUGGUGCUGACGUCCCUGUCCUGCAGUCCAGUUGUCCAGAGUCCCCCCAGAGCAGAGACCAACUUCUCUGCGUCAUCCCGUGCGGCCUGUGGGGACCCGUGGAAGGAGAGCGGCGACGUGUCUGACAGCGGCAGCAGCACCACCAGCGGGCACUGGAGCGGGAGCAGCGGCGUCUCCACCCCCUCCCCGCCCCACCCGCAGGCCAGCCCCAAGUACCUGGGGGACGCCUUCGGUUCUCCCCAGACCGAUCAUGGCUUUGAGACCGACCCUGACCCUUUCCUGCUGGAUGAACCAGCUCCACGGAAGAGGAAGAACUCAGUGAAGGUCAUGUACAAGUGCCUGUGGCCCAACUGUGGCAAAGUUCUGCGCUCCAUUGUCGGCAUCAAGCGGCACGUCAAAGCUCUUCACUUGGGGGACACCGUGGACUCGGACCAGUUCAAGCGGGAGGAGGAUUUCUACUACACGGAGGUGCAGAUGAAGGAAGAGUCUGCCGUGGCCGCGCCCGGCCCCUCUGCCCCUGGGACUCCCUCUGCCGAGCCAGUGCCCGCCCCCCGGGUGACCAGCCCCUCGCUUGCUGCUCUUCCACUGCCUCCGCCCAAAGCUUCGUACCCUAGACCCGAACCAUCCGGCCUGGAGCCUCCCCUGCCCUCGGGUGCACUCAGCACGUCAGCCCCUGGCUCCUUCUGGCACAUUCAGGCUGACCAUGCCUAUCAGGCUCUGCCCUCCCUCCAGAUCCCCGUCUCCCCUCAUAUCUACACCAGCAUCAGCUGGGCUGCUGCCCCUGCCACCACCCCUCUCUCACCGGUCCGGAGCCGGUCGCUCAGCUUCAGCGAGCCUCCCCUGCCUGCGCCUGCGGUCAAGUCGCACCUGGUUGUCACCUCUCCACCCCGGGCCCCGAGCAGCACCAGGAAGGCCCGCGGUGAGGCCAAGAAGUGCCGCAAGGUGUACGGCAUCGAGCACCGGGACCAGUGGUGCACGGCCUGCCGCUGGAAGAAGGCGUGCCAGCGCUUCCUGGACUGACGUGCCACGGCCGCGCUCCUGCCCGCCGCCAGCCGGCAGCCCCGCCGCAGACGCCGGAGCAGCCGAGACACGGAGCGCGCGCGCCGCUGCGGUGUAACACUUAAAACACUUUCUCCCCGCCGUGGGAAUGUUUUAUUUUUUAAAAAGAUGCGAAAAUAUUUUUCUUUCCCUUAAAAUAGGAGAGAGCCAAAACUGCCAAGGUAUUCUGCAGCGACCAGAGACCAAAGAAUUCCUCCCCCUCCUCUUGCUCCCGGCCUCGGGGCACGCGGCUGUCCCCACCGGGAAGGAAAGGUCGGCUCCGUGUGCGUGGCGCAACCCUUUUCUCCAAAAGGGACUGUGAAUGAGACGAGUUUCCUUCUCCUGAAAAAAAAUGAAAUGAAGAUGUUUGUGGCAACCCGGAGAGCAGGCCCGUGGGUGUGGCGCGCGGGUCAGCUCCGCGGCUGUGUGUGGGGGCAGGACCCUUGCAAGGUGACAGCUUUGGGAUCGGGUACCCCCAAUGUCGGGCCACAUCCCAGCCGAUGCACGGCUGCUUCUCAGAGCCCAGGACGAAUAGGUUUUUAAAAGACUGGCCCCAGAGCGAAUCUCCUUUUAGAGCGCCGCCGCCGCCACCACGAGGGCCCAGCGUCUGUGCAGACGGCCUUGCCCCGCCCCGGGUUCCUCUCCGCAGUGUGGGGCGCAGUGCUCGCUGUCCUCUGGGGUCCAGGAAGCCUUAGUGGAUUAUGCUCACUUUUCUUGGGUGGCCCUGAGAGGCUCUGGCUGGCUGCCUUGUCUCGGCCUCGCCUGGGAUUGCCCUGAGUUCCUGGCCCAGGCGGGAUGAGAGGGUUAAGAGAGGAAAUCGAGGUGAGGGCGUGUGUAGACUGCAGUGCUGAGGUGGGUCUAGAGCCCACAUGGUUUAGGACAGGCGUGGAGGUCCAGACAAGGCGCUCUUGUUGGGAGGUUAGGGCUGUGCUCACUAAGGUGGCAGGCGUGGUGUAAGCUGAGCCCUGAGGCCGGGCCUGCUGGUGCAGUUUCACGCUUCUCAGCAUGCGUGGUCACAGCGGCCCUGGGUCCCGCUAGUGCGUGGCACCUGCUGUCCUGUGUCCCCCACGAGCCACAGGCUCAGGGCGCCCUGCUAAGCCACGUCUCCUGGGGCCGAGCCGCACAUCCACCGUGGCUUGUGGGGACUCUUCUUUGUCCCAGGGCAGACACCCGCGCCCCGAGGUUCCUUGGUGGCAUCAGUGGGAACAGACAUGUCCUCUUCAACCUGAGACACACUGCGUGUUAAAAAAACCCGUAGACAUUGCGCCAAGGGAGUGAGGGUGGGAAGGGACGGUGGUCUGGACUGGUGAAGGAGGCGCACGCAGUGUGUUGGUGUUGGGUGUGUUCGGUGGGGGGUUUUUGUAACUCGGAAGCAGAUGUUUAUGGAAUUCUGACUCUUGGUGCAGGCCGGCCAGAGGCCUUCAAUGUCGUGGGUCCUUAACAACUGACAGCAGGCCCCUGUCCCUCUGGUGUCCUCACUGUCCACCUUCAGACCUGCCUGCGGUGGGGAAACUGAGGCCCUUCCCUCCCCUUCUCGAUCCCAGCUUGUGCUCACUGUGGUUUGGGCCAAGUAGGUAGAGCUGGGGAGGAAGAAUUUUCCCCACGCGAGACCGGCUUCUGCCGUGUGCAGGGCAGCUUCUGCCGGGGAGCAGGCUGGGCAGGCACGGGAAGCCCUGCGGUGGUGUGGGUUUUUUUCUUUGCUUUCUCUCGCUUCUGUGCAGCUGCCCUGUCUGCAUUUGCUCCCUGGUCCUCCUCAUGCUGGUGGUCUCUCCCGCCGUCCACCUGCUCCUCUGUCUUGCGGCUGUCCUUUGGGUUGUGGACACACGUGGCCUGUCCCUAGGGUUGCUCCAUUGGUUUCUUCUCAGAGACGCCCGUGGCAUCAGGCCCGAUUGCUUUCGUCUGUUUCUGUAUCUCCCCUUCCUGGCGCCGGUGUGUGGGCCCGGCUGGAGGACGGCGCCGGGGUGUGCUCACAGAGCUCAGCUCGGGAAGCUGUUUUUCUCCAGCGCUCCCUGUGUGCAGAAGUCUUGGAAUUGGAACCACGGCCUCAGCCGUGCAGAGUCUGCUGCUCUGAAGAGCACGGCGUCUGAGGAACGGAAGGCUCCCGGCAGAGCCGACUGCGGCGCACACACGGCUGAGAUCCACCCACAGGCUCUCAAGUCCGUUUUGUAACUUCGGACUUGAGCCUCGCGGUGACAGCAAGGCGACAGCUCGGCGACUUAGAGGGUGACAGGAACGCGGUGUGGAGGUGGCUUGUUGGGAGAAAUUUGUCCUGCUACUUUCUGGUCAUCCCAAGUUCUGACUUUACCAGGGAGACAGACAGACAGACAGACACACAGAUACAGACACAGACACACAUGAGAGAGAGAGACAGAGAAUGAGAGAGAGACAGACAGACAGAGCGAGAAGAGGGAGCUAAAUCCCGUUUGUGAAUGUGUCUUACUGGCGCCUCUCCCUUCCCCCUCCCCCGCUGUCUUCCAAGUAUUAUUUUUACUGUUAAAUUUUUUUUAAAAAAUGUGAAAUGUAAUGUUUUUACAGCAACGAUAUGAAAUAUAUUUUAUAAGGAAUAAAAUGGUACAUUGUCUGA